AUGCUGGUCGAGCUCAAGAACGGGGAGACGCUGAACGGCCACCUGGUCAACUGCGACAACUGGAUGAACCUGAUCCUGCGUGAAGUGGUCCAGACAAGCCCGGAAGGUGAUCGUUUCUUCAGAUUACCCGAGGUCUACAUCCGCGGCAACAACAUCAAAUACCUUCGCAUCCCCGAGGAGAUUGUCGACCAGGUCAAGGAGCAGCAACAAAACCAACCACGGGACCGUCGUGGCGGACGAGAGGGUGGGCGCGAUCGCGGCAGGGGCGGCGGUCGUGGCGGACGCGGGCGGGGUCGUGGGCGAGGCGGUCCAUGA
Messenger RNA from Penicillium riverlandense, 315 nucleotides. Its product is annotated as U6 snRNA-associated Sm-like protein LSm4. Gene Ontology annotation, molecular function: U6 snRNA binding. The transcript is spliced from 2 exons. Gene Ontology annotation, biological process: nuclear-transcribed mRNA catabolic process; P-body assembly; spliceosomal snRNP assembly. The record is from RefSeq and is a predicted model, not a curated record. Bases 1 to 315 code for a protein of 104 amino acids. NCBI's taxonomy places the organism in Eukaryota, Fungi, Ascomycota, Eurotiomycetes, Eurotiales, Aspergillaceae. Gene Ontology annotation, cellular component: P-body; U6 snRNP; spliceosomal tri-snRNP complex.